Messenger RNA from Purpureocillium takamizusanense, 1531 nucleotides. RefSeq lists its product as uncharacterized. NCBI's taxonomy places the organism in Eukaryota, Fungi, Ascomycota, Sordariomycetes, Hypocreales, Ophiocordycipitaceae. Bases 147 to 1226 code for a protein of 359 amino acids. The record is from RefSeq and is a predicted model, not a curated record. The transcript is spliced from 2 exons.
CAGGUGUAAGUCUAGAGCCUCGCCGCCGUUCUUGUGCCUCCAGCCGCUGCGGGGAGAGCAGAGAGCAGAGAGCGCCGUCCGUCGUCCGCUCCGGAUAGAAACGACACCACGACUGGAGCCUCACAGGCGCGUGGAGUAAGAGGAAGAUGUAUAAGAGACGGGAGCGCACGUCUUUCAAUUUUGUUUUUGAUUGUUUUCCCCCCAGGCAGAUAGAUCGACGAGUCUCUUCUUUUCUGUGCGUGACGGCAGCAGCAGCGAAAGCCUUGACGGAGUCCUAUGUCGUCCAUGUUCCGAGGGCGUCUGCGCGUCUGGACGAACGAACAGACAAACGAGUCUGCCACUGCUUGCUUUCCCUUUGCUCCAUCUCCCUGCGCGCCCGGCACGGUAUUCAACGACGACGACGACGACUAAGUAAGAAAGCUUUUUGGAAAAGAAAAGAAAAAAAGGUGAAUCACUGCGAGACUAGCUCCCCCAACAUCCCGCUUGCCGCCACCUGUCUUCAGCAAACCCCCCUCAGCUUUAAGGUUGAGACAAGCAUGCUCAGCAACGGCAACGACAUCAUCGGCUGCCCCCGAUGCAGCAUUUCCGUGUCUGUCAGCCAGCCCCUCAGCGAGUGCUUCAAUUGCGCGGCACAAGCAGCGAGAGCCCUCCCCCCACCCACGUCGGCAUGGAGCCCGUCGACAGUGGCGUCAGACAACGACGACUACGAGCAUGGCAGCUAUGACUACGAAUACGCCGACCCGCCUCCGGCGUACGACACCUUCACCGUUCCUAGGUACCUAGAGGCGCAGAUGCCAGGACCACCACCACGACGCGCCAUCUCGGUGCUGGACCUUCGGGCGACGACCAACCUCGACCCAGGAGAGGGACGGCGCCCUAACGGCGGCGGCAGCCGCUCUUUGCGGUCAGGGGCAGGGGGAGGGGGAGACCACGCGGCGUUCAGACACGGCGGAGAGCACAGCAUCGAGGCGGGCACAAGAGUCUCCGGCGGCGGUGAGCACGGCGGCACCGACACGGACGUCCGGCCCCUGGGAACGACCACGACGACGCCGCUCCUGCAGCUUCGGCCGUUUACAAGGCGGCCGGCGGCGGCAACGGCAGCAUGGGAGCAGGCCAGGACCCUCGCGCGGGCGUGCGGGCUCCUCGUGGCACUCGUCUUCAUCGCCUUUAUGAUCCACGGGCUGGCGCUCAUGGUCGAGCAGGGGCUCCACCAGUCGACCGUCUAAGGGGGGUUCUCGCAGUCACGGCAAAUAUCAAUGUGGCAUCAACGUCUUGUGGACUAUUUUAUUUCUUUUUCUUUCUUCUACGGCGGCGGCGGUGGCGGCGACUUCACGAAGUAGUACGACGGGAUGACAAUUUGGGGGCCGCGUUUUUCCAAGUUUUGUCAUGUUCAACCUCGAGUGCCUUUGCGGGUGGUGGGAAUAAAAAUCAUCAAUGCAGUUUCGUCAGCUGCCCAACGCGUCAAUACACGUGGCUGCCAUCCCUUCACUCGUCCCUUCUCCUAUCCCUUGCAGCUGUGCGUCGUCGAAAA